AUGGCGACAUCGAUAUUCAGCUUGCAAGGUGCUACUCUUGCAGCCGGGAUCGAAUCUGUGCUGAUUUCAAAAGUGUUGCCCGAUUACGUCGAUACCAAACAUCCCAAAAAUAUCAUCAAGUUAAUAACGCUUGUAUUUGCCAUCAACUAUGCCAUAUUAUUUGUAUAUUCCACCGUUAUAUAUCCUAACUUCAUAAGUCCCUUGAGAAAUUUUCCAAGGCCUAAGUGGUGGCUACCUCGGAUGAUCUACGCCCGGCUGGCCACCAAGACAACCCAGGCUGAGCUACUGCUGGAUAUAAUCCAAGAUGUACCUAACGACGGCAUCGUGGCGUUAAGAGAGAUAACUGAAAGCCGAUUACUAAUCACCGGGCCAUCAGUAUUGGCAGAUCUUCUGGUGCAUCACUCGUACGAAUUUGAGAAACCUCAGAAUAUGCGCAAGUUUCUCGGCAGCAUAUUAGGAAAUGGACUAGUUACUACAGAGGGAGAAGACCACAAGUUCCUUAGGAAGAAUAGUCUCAAUGCAUUCAGCUUCCGCCGCAUCAAAGACUUAUACCCUAUGAUCUGGAAGAAUUCUCUCGCAUUCACCGACGCGUUAGAAGAAAACGUGAGACAGCAGUGCUCCGAAGGUGGUGUGGCCACUGAGCCCCUGACCGGAAAGGCUGAGAUGUCUCGCUGGGCGAGUAAAGUCACUCUUAACAUCAUUGGCAUCGCCGGGCUAGGACGAGAUUUCGAUGCACUCAAUAACUCGGAUGACCCUCUGGUAGAAAGCUAUGAAACGAUCUUCAAUCCGAGCAAAGAGAUGCUAGUAUAUUUCGUCUUGUCGGCAUGGUUCUCGGUUCGGUUUGUCCGCAUGCUUCCUUGGAAGAUGAACCAAGCUUUCGAGCACGCUAGCUCAUCAUUACGGCGUAUCUGUAGCCAACUCGUUAGUGAUAAACGAGAGGCCAUACGGAAGAACGAGGGCGAGAAUGUCGAUAUCUUGUCACUGCUUAUCAAAUCCGAAAAUUUCUCAGAUACUGCUGUCUGCGAUCAGCUCCUCACGUAUUUAGCAGCAGGGCAUGAUACAUCAGCACUUUCCUUAACUUGGGCAAGUUAUUUAUUGGCCCUGGACCCAGAUCGACAAAGCAAGUUACGAACUGAAGUCCGUGGUGCUCUUGCAUCCGCCGAGAAGUCAGUAGAUGGGAAGUUAGACAUUUCGAGCACAUUAGAGCGUCUUCCGUUUCUAAAUGGAGUACUUAACGAAACGCUUCGUCUAUAUCCAAGCAUCCCAGUAACCAUUAGGAUCGCAGCGCGAGAUACAACUUUGGCCGGCAAGCCAAUUCCAAAGGGCACGGAAAUCCUAAUCUCGCCGUGGUUAAUGAACAGAUCCCGCACAUUCUGGGGACCGGAUGCGGCCGAGUUUAAACCUGAACGGUGGAUCGAGAAGGACGGACGCCCGAAUAACACAGGUGGCGCUACUAGCAACUAUGAGUUCCUUAGCUUUUUACACGGCCCGCGAGCUUGUAUUGGGCAAACUUUUGCACGGGCUGAACUAAGAUGUCUCCUAGCAGCGCUGAUCUCUCGGUUCGAGUGGAAAUUGGAUAUGGACGAGAAAGACGUCGUGGCAGGCGGCGCUAUCACUUUGGCUCCGGUGUACGGUUUACACGUAGAGCUUAAACUGGUCAAAGAUGAAUAA
This is a messenger RNA of Annulohypoxylon maeteangense, 1671 nucleotides long. RefSeq names its product cytochrome P450. Lineage: Eukaryota; Fungi; Ascomycota; Sordariomycetes; Xylariales; Hypoxylaceae. Gene Ontology annotation, molecular function: iron ion binding; heme binding; oxidoreductase activity, acting on paired donors, with incorporation or reduction of molecular oxygen. The transcript is spliced from 4 exons. The record is from RefSeq and is a predicted model, not a curated record. Bases 1 to 1671 code for a protein of 556 amino acids.